GCCAGCGCCUGUUCGGAGACCGCGCGAGAUUUUCUCAUUUGAUAUUCACAUUCAGUGUUAAGACGCUUCGCCCCAGCUAUCUAUAAAGCGCAUCACUGUCGCGUAUAAAUAGUGUUAGUGGCCGGCCUGGAUGCCGGAAAAACAUACAAACCAACAUUAAAAUGCUCUGCUUGCUUCUUCCUCUGUUGUGUUUGUGAUUUUGAUGAGCUUCUUAUCACGUUAUUACACGCUUAGUAUCCGGAUAUGGUUACAGAUAUUCUCAAUCAACAUAAUGUAACUAGACCCAAUAUGAAUGUAAUAAACAUACAAAGAAUAUACCGGACACUAUGACAUUGACGGACAGUUUUUCCGGGGAAAUAGCUAGCGCGACCGAUGACUCUACAUCAAACUGGGAUCAACUAUACUGCUCCCAUCUUUGGUCAAAUAGUAAUUUACGGAAAACAAUACUCAACAAUGUCCAAAAUGUGGACGAAAGAGCUAUUACAUAUUGUUAUACUUGCAGGGGAAAGAUGAGAAAAUAUGAGAUCAAAUCUCCACGAACUGAAUUCCGACCAAAUGAGCAUUCCACUCCAAAUAUAAGAAUUUCCAAAGAGGUUAGCUUACCAUUAAAUGAUUCUAGAGGAGAUACCAUAAGUGAAGAUAUUAGUAGGACAGAAAUUUUCCCAUGUAGAAAAAGUUUCACAAACUCCGCUAUCACAGAGGUAGAAAUUAACCGUUGCAUUCCAUCAAUAUCUCAUCAAAUAGACUCGAGUAUUCGCCAAAAAUAUACUUCCUAUGAACCGCAGCCUACUGAAACCAAUCCCCGAAGACUGCGAAAAAGCCUAAAAGGCAUCGGAUGUAUCGUGAAUUUUGCUCUGACUGAACCCGUGAAGAAGCGGACUCAGAUUCAAGCGUGCUCAAUAAGUGUGAUGAUUGUUGCUAUUGUAGUUAUAAGUUUUGUUUUGGUGAAUUUUACUACUCCUAGUUCUACACGUGUAAAAGUAAUUAGUACAACUGUAGUGCCAACCCAACCCGUAAUUGUAAACAAAACUUCGUCAGCAGUUACAAAUAUUGCAUUACCGUCUGCGCAACUGCCCGAAAUUGUAACCACUGAAAUAUCGUUGACAGCAGAAGACGAGUUUAACAGUACAACUGAACAUAACUCCUUAAUUAAUAACGUUUUAUCUAAAAUUCGUAAGAAUAUAAGGACAUACCCGAAAAAUUCUAACAAAAGUAAAGAAAGCCAAAAACCAAAAGAUAUCAUAAAUCGAGACAUUGUAUCGCAAAGUUUUUGCUCGUGCCAAACAGAUGAAAUAUGCAUGCUAAACGAAAACAGCGGAGCGCCAGAUUGCAGGAAAUCUAUCGACGCCGACGAUCCUACUGGUUGUGGAGGCCUGUGUGCCUUAGAGACCGAGGCUUGUCAGCUGGUAGACAGACUGCGGGGAGUGCGCGUGUGUCGGCAACUGAGUCUGGUCACGUGCUCACCGCAAGAGUGGCGCUGUCGCAACGGGCUAUGCGUGCCGGCCGCGGCGCGCUGCGACGGCGCUGUGCAGUGCUAUGACAAGUCUGACGAGACACACUGUGAGUGUGACCUAACGAAGCAGUUUCGCUGCGGUCACUUCAUAUCAUGCUUCCCCAAUAGCAAGCUGUGCGACGGAGUCAUCGACUGUUGGGACGGCUUCGACGAACUUAACUGCACGACAGAAUGUCCCGAAGACCAGUUCACCUGCACAGACGGUCAAUGCAUCAUCGAAUCUCGCUUCUGCGAUGGAUACGCCGACUGCCCCGACGGGAGCGACGAGCCGCGGGGCUGUGACGGCGGCUGCAGUAAACACGAGUUGCAGUGCAGGAAUCGCCGCUGCGUUUCUAACGCGUUGAGAUGUGACGGUCAUGACGAUUGUGGCGAUGCUACUGACGAAACCAACUGCUCUUGAUGAUCGUUCUUCCCUUAUGCAAUUAAUAUUUAUAGUUAUUCAUGACAUUCUCGAAUCGCUCUUCUGCGAUGGGUAUGCCGACUGCCCCGACGGCAGCGACUGCCCCGACUGCAGUAAACACGAGCUGCAAGCUGCAAUGCAAUGCAGGCCGCUGCGUUUUUAACGCGUUGAGAUGUGACGGUCAUUCUCAUGACAAUUGUGGAGGUGCUACCUGACUAAACUAACUGCUGUUCAUGAUCGUUUUUCCCUUAUGCAUUAUUUCUAUUUAUUCAUGAUAUUUCCGAAUUGCGCUUCUGCGACAGGUACCUACGCCGACUGUUAAGCACAGAUUGCAAAUAGUUGGAAUCUUGGCUAGGCACCCAGGCAUCGGUUUAGAGCCAUGCUGAUCAUCAGUAUAACACAAAAACCAUCAGCCUAUCUUUUGUUGUGAUCUCACUGAUGAAAUUCAAUGCUCAUAAAAGUUCAUCCUUCCUCUUAUUCUGGAAAGAUAGAAUGAAACUUCCUUACAAUCUGAUUUUAUUUUAAGUGUUGAUAGAGUGACUGUUUAAUUAUUUUCAGUACAGAUGGUCGUUUUUUUACGA
Messenger RNA from Leguminivora glycinivorella, 2494 nucleotides. RefSeq names its product suppressor of tumorigenicity 14 protein homolog. The record is from RefSeq and is a predicted model, not a curated record. Gene Ontology annotation, cellular component: plasma membrane. Gene Ontology annotation, molecular function: protein binding. NCBI's taxonomy places the organism in Eukaryota, Metazoa, Arthropoda, Insecta, Lepidoptera, Tortricidae. The transcript has 5 exons. The coding region runs from base 327 to 1913 and encodes 528 amino acids.